GUCCGAAGUCGAGAGACCCCCGACAACCCCGCACGAGGGCAUCCGCCAGGGUGCUAAGGAAUAGAUAAGAGUCUCCCUCUCGUUAUAAUUCCUACAACACUGGAUCCGGAUCAGCCGAUGCUACUAGAGCAGUCAGAGCUUUCCUCGCGACGACUGAACGGUAACAUUGUCAACGGACUGACUUGGAAGCGGCCUGGCAUCUGGCCCACCUGGAAGGUUGUUGAGCAAGCCCAACUCUCGCAAUCUCAUUUUGAAUAUUUGGGGUUGAUCGCCAUGACGGAGAAUAUCACAGGCAGAGCCCUACUGUCGAACAAUAUCGUGAUCAUUGCUGCGGCUACGUUGUUAGCAUGUACUCUGUAUCGUUUCAUCUACCAGCCAUUAUACGGAACUCCUCUUGCACGAAUUCCAGGCUCAAAGAUAUUUGCAGCAACUAAAUGGCGUCUCGCACUUGCUGAUUACCAAGGAAUUCGGACGCAAACCAUUCACUCGCUGCACCGACGAUACGGGCCCGUCGUACGCAUUGGCCCCAAUGAAGUAUCUUUCUCCUCCCUGAGUGCCUUGAAAGCAAUCUAUGGGGCUGGGUCUGGGUUUGAAAGAACUGCGUUUUAUCGAAUGUUUGAUGCCUAUGGACGUCAGAAUCUCUUCACCUUUGCUGGCACUAAACAGCAUGCCGAGAGAAAGAAGCUACUUGCCCAUGCUUACUCGAAGAGUGUGAUACUCUCACCUAAUGCGAUAGCAAGACCGUUGAUUGAGAAAAACGUCAGCAAGUAUCUUGAACUUUUGGAACGUGAGAAAGAUGUGGCCGAGGAGAUUUUCCAGAGCUUGCAUUGGUUCAGCUUGGACAGUAUUACUGGCUUCCUCUAUGGAGACAAAUAUGGGGGAACACAUGCGGUCGCUGGGAAUAAAGAACACCGGCAACUGAUCGGAGAUAUUAUUGAUCCCAGUCGACGAAAGCUGAGCUGGUACGCUACUCAUUUGAAAAGCUACACAAAGUGGCUUUAUACCCGAACCGGGAUGAUGGAGAGAUUUAUUACCAGUCUGGGUCUAUUGCCGAUGGAAAAGCCAGCCACGUAUACUGGCAUUCGAGCACACGCACUCCAGUCAUGGACGGCUUUCGAGGCUGCUGCUGUUGAAAGUACCCCGACUCGGGAAUUUGCCAUUAUUGAAAAGAUUUGGAAACAGAGCAAAUCGGGCAAAGGAACCCGUCUUGACGGUCUGGAUAUGGCUUCCGAGCUGGCAGAUCAUUUCCUCGCCGGUAUAGACACCACAAGUGACACGCUGAUGUUCACCAUUUGGGCCCUCUCUCGAGAAGAGAAUCGAAAAUACCAAGAGAAGUUGAUCGACGAGGUCAGUAAGAUUUCCGAGAUAGAUUGCAAUGAUGACGGCAACCCCACUGCAGAGGCCGUGGACAAACUUCCGUAUCUCGAUGCUGUUAUCAAGGAGACCCUCCGACUCUAUGCGCCCCUGCCAGCUUCGGAGCCACGGUCUUUGCCGGCUCACACAACGAUCGACGGAUAUACGAUUCCCGCGGGAACAGUCGUAAGCAUGUCGCCAUAUACACUGCACCGCAAUCCAGAAGUAUUCCCCGAGCCUUUGAAGUUCAAGCCUGAGCGGUGGCUAGGCGAAAGUGGUGAUUUGACCGAGAUGAAGAAAUGGUUUUGGGCAUUUUCGAGUGGAGGGCGUAUGUGCAUUGGGCUGCAUCUUGCUAUGGCAGAAAUGACAACAUUGCUUGCAGCAAUUUACAGGCGGUACACAACCAGUGAGUAUAAGCGGCAGAGAGGAUCAAGUCCAGUCAUCACGAGCCGGUUCGAAGUUUUCUACGACGAGACUCUUCCAAAAGCCGAGGAACAUGAAUGUUUUAUCAACUUCGAGAAAAGGCACGGCACCUGA
Penicillium brasilianum is the source of this 1890-nucleotide messenger RNA. The record is from the annotation of a GenBank genome assembly. NCBI's taxonomy places the organism in Eukaryota, Fungi, Ascomycota, Eurotiomycetes, Eurotiales, Aspergillaceae.